Lingula anatina is the source of this 3333-nucleotide messenger RNA. RefSeq names its product sodium/potassium-transporting ATPase subunit beta-2. The record is from RefSeq and is a predicted model, not a curated record. Gene Ontology annotation, cellular component: sodium:potassium-exchanging ATPase complex. NCBI's taxonomy places the organism in Eukaryota, Metazoa, Brachiopoda, Lingulata, Lingulida, Lingulidae. Gene Ontology annotation, molecular function: ATPase activator activity. Gene Ontology annotation, biological process: intracellular sodium ion homeostasis; intracellular potassium ion homeostasis; potassium ion import across plasma membrane.
UCAAGAAUGUUACGCCUGUUAUGCGUUCUGGAAAAGCAUACGCCCGUCAAUGUAGGUCAUAUUGGCAUUUUUGUUUUGCUAACCCUUCUCAAACAACUAAAAGGAGAGAUCGUAAUUACCCAGCCGCACUGACAAGCUGCAAGAAAACAAUUUUUUCAAGAAAUCCUCUUCCGACAGCUGCUCGACAGAAACAACGAAAAAUAGACGCGGGACGACUGGGUCAACGGGGCAUUGAAAAGAUGAUUAACUGGAAAUAACUCUUCUGUAACGGCGUCGGGGAGUGGCGAACGCUUAGCGUCUGACUGCUUACGUUCCUUACACGAGCAUUUCAUAUCGUGCAAAGGUUAGAUGUAAAGGGCCAUCAAGAGUACGUAUUUUGGAAAUUGAACAUAAAAUUUUUCCACUCCACAUACAACUUAUAGUCUGCAUAGUGGUCGUGGUUGAAAGGGAAUACGCGCAGAUCGCAUCGAGUAUACGGCCUUCCAACCGACACCGAUUCCAAAGAACGCACUGCACGUCAUUUCACCUUGGUAACAGCACAAGUUUAUAGGGAACUUGGCAAAUUUUAGAGGAGCACCCACAAUCCAGAACAGUGCAUUAAACCAGAUUGUCUUACAGUUUAAUACUGUGAAGUUAAACAGGGUUAAAAACCGAGCACCUGUAACUCUCAGGGUAAAAAAGCAGACAGGUCACAGCUCUCUAAACGCUAGUUGUCACAAACGACUUAACGUGUUCUCAGAAUAUAGGACACCAAUUUGUGAAUAGCUAUGUCAUCUCAGCCAGACAGUGCGGAGCUGCAGCCUUUUCGAGACGACACUGACCGACCUCCAGAGACAAAGUCAGAUGAAGAUGACACCGCUGCUAGGAAGCGACAAAGGAGGGUGGUUAUCUUCAUUAUUGUUGUUGCUGCUGUAGUGCUCGUUGUGAUUGCUGUCAUUGUAAUAGGUGUCGUACUUGGAUUGCUGUUAAACCAAGCUGAAGCCAGCUUGGAGCUUAUUACCAGGGGAAUAGAAGAUGAGAAGUCAACACUCAUUCGUUACGACCAAGAGCAAGAAAAUACAUUCAAAACUGCCACUGAUCUUAUCCAGGGCGUUCUUAAAGGUUAUGAUCUAGAUGAGUUAUCAGAUAAAGCAAAGGCAAAUCUCGUAGACUGUAAUGAUACUACCGGGGCGCAACCAGGCAAGAGUUGUAUCUUCAGCAUCGACAAACUGGGAGAGAAAUGUACAGAAAACAGAAAAUUUGGAUAUCCAGAGGGAGCACCAUGUAUUUUAUUGCGUUUCUCUGCGCCUGUUCACUGGACGCCCGAUCCAUACGUUAAAACAGACAUUGAAUAUGACAACAUGGUCAGACAAUUGAACCAAUCUGGAUUAGAUCUUCCACUCCCAGGAGAUAUCCCAGUUACCUGUACUGGACAGUACCCUGUUGACCAGGAAUUGUUGACGUCCAGAGUGCAGUACUGGCCAAAGAGAGGAUUUGAGGGUUACUACUUUCCUCGCACAACGGAAGAGGAAUACAUGGACCCACUUCUCAUGGUGCAGUUCAAAAAACCAACCUUAGGGGUAGUUAUCAUGAUAGAGUGCACUGCAUGGGCAAAGAAUAUUUUUAAGGGGAAAAAUAAAGUACAAUUUGAGUUACUGGUAGACUGAAACGGUCACUAAUUGGAAAGGAUGGGAUGAAAAUUCAGCUGGAUAUUGAUAUCGGGACAGGACAGCUGACCGACUCACUGCCACACCACUGAGGUACAACACUGCUGGAACCUGGACUUAUAUGCUUUCUGACUGUUUUUUCUCGUCUGAAUUUACCUGCUUGUGAAAUAAAACAUGGUAGUGAUGUGACAGGAAUGGAAGUCCUAGGAAAGGAUGUCCGGGUCCCAUAUGAUUUGAAAUUGUACAGGUUAGGGUUAGUUGGAGUAUUGGGGUUAGAAUAUGGAACGAAUGUCACCUGUACAAAGUAAUGGGAAGCGGACUACGGUUCCUGGCGGACUUCCAUUCCUGUUACAGCGGCUUCAACAACAACAACAAGGCGGGCAGAUGGAUUGGGAGCCCUUGUUCAACUACCCCCAACCCACCACUCGUACCACUACUACUACUCAUAACCAAAACAAUAUGGCAAAGCCAGCCCAUUUUCCCCGAGACAAAAAGCAACACUAAAGGACUCACAGAAUUAUGUGUCAUAAAUUUCAGAAUGUCCUUAAUUGCAAUCAUUUAUUUUAAUUUCCGGGGCUGCGUGCGAGGCCAAAUGUUCCGUUUUUUAAUUCCAUCAUGCUUCGUGUACACGAUGUUAUUACCCUGUGAACACAGACUUACAGAUAUUCACAGACCUUUGGCUUUAAAUUAAAAAGAAUGGACAUUGGGGGUUUUGGGGAACCGUUAAGAUAUGCAUUCAGGUGUAAUUGCCCAUAUCUUCUGGCAUUCAGAAAUCCCAAUGCACCUAGGUCAGUCUAUGAUUUGUACAUUUUAACAACGUCAACUUAAAAGUAUAGUUGGCUAUCAAAGACAAAAAGACAAUUUUGCUUUCCCAAAGAAUUAAGUUACCAAACAGAAAACUUCCCUUGUCAACGCGGAAGAAAUGGAACCAGCCAACGCCCUAGCAUUUCAGAAAUGAUUUUUGGUGCAUCCUUGGCAAAUUAACUUCCUCUCUCUUCCACCCUUUUUCUCUUUCAGCAAACCUGGACCUGGCAGUGAGCACCAUACUUGUUUACAGUUAGUUAGAAAGUUUCAAGAUAGUGUAGAAUCAAUUAAGACGGGAUAGCUUGUAUUUUAUUCAUGUUCUUGGUGAACUCAGUUUUUUUACGUUCCAAAUGUUGUGUACGUGCUAUAGUCGUUCAAUGGAUAAUAUGUGUCUAGCCUUUAUAAUAUACAGUUUAUGGUGUAUGUUAACCAAAUGACGCCGAAGCUGCUCUAAAAUUCGUAGUUGAAUACAUUGUUAGUUGCUUUAAUGUUGUAAGUGUUAGAUAAGUUGUUUUCUUUAAUCUUUAGCUAAUUUUGAUGAAAAAAAUCUUUGGUGAUGAGAUAUUCAAGCGUUUUUGCUUUUGAUCAAAGUUUGGAAAAAAUACAGGUAAGGGUUUUAAAGCACACAUCAUGGGAAAUAUACAUAUUCCAUAGAAUGGCAUCACUCAUAGAGCUUAUCAGCUCAUUCUCCCUCAAUCCCUUCUUUACAUUAUGCCCCUACUGUUCGCGUAACAGUAUAUGCAUCUCAGCAGAUUUCUUUUAAUCCCCACCUGUGAAUAACUUGAGUAUAAUCAAUUGGGUCGACUGCUAAAACUGCCAAUUUUUGUUUUAUUGGUAAGUAAUAAUUUUAAAGAACUUUUAUGAAUUUUAAAUGUAGUAUCAC